Messenger RNA from Fusarium keratoplasticum, 1056 nucleotides. RefSeq names its product Quercetin 2,3-dioxygenase. The coding region runs from base 1 to 1056 and encodes 351 amino acids. The record is from RefSeq and is a predicted model, not a curated record. Lineage: Eukaryota; Fungi; Ascomycota; Sordariomycetes; Hypocreales; Nectriaceae. The transcript is spliced from 2 exons.
AUGAGUGUUCCUCUGCAUUCAUCUCCUCCCAAUGAGAGGACAAGUUACGUGAUUGAUCAGCUCGAAGGAGAGCGCAUCAGCAUUCCCGGCAGCAAGGGCGUAUUCAGAAUCUUAGCCUCAUCCAAGCAAACCAAUGGCGGCAUGGCUGUUUUCACCAGUGGGGCAGUCUUGGCCGACGCUCCAGGAUUUCAUUGGCACGAGGAAGCUCACGAUGUCUUUCUUGUCACAAAGGGCUUCUUGAAGUUAUGGUCUGGUGACAAGUGUCGAAUUAUGGGUCCUGGUGACUUUGCCUACAUUCCUCCUAAUGUGAUUCAUAACCCUCUCUUGCUUGGGCCCCAUACCGAGACUGUAGGCUUGGUGGCCCCUGGAGACUGGGUUGACUUCUUCAGAUAUGUUGGAGAGAUAUACAACGGUCUCAUCGUUCCUGAGAAUGACGAUCGCGACAUCAAGUCUAUGUUGAUACAAAAGAUGAUGGCGGCUAAGGACCGGUUUGACGUUCACUUCAAGCGUGACUACCAGCCGCCAGAGGUCGGAGACUGGCUGGAUUCCGAGAGUCAGCUUGCUGGACCUGGAGAAGCAUACUUCCUGCGCGCGAAUACAGGACCACGAUGGUUGCUCGGUGGCGUCAUGUCGCGACCCUUUAUCCUCUCAUCACAGUCUAGCGGCAAGUUCUCAAUCUCCAGCAUUGAGUCAUCGAGUGUGUACGGAAAAUCACCUCUAAGUCGGUGGUUGACAUUCGCGUCCAUUGAUCACUGCUUCAUCGUUCAAGAAGGCUUGCUCAAGGUCAAGAUCAAGUCAGGAAACAGCAGUUCAUGGAAUGAAGUCCGGGAGGGCCAGACGGUCGUUAUCGCUGCUGGUGAAACCUUCACUCUAGAGUUUGGCAGUCGAUACGUCAGAGUCUGGUCUUUUGCAAAUGGACGGGGAAUUGAGGAAGUGGUACAGAACGCUGGAUCGCCAGCUACAGGGGUUGUGUUACCUGAAGCUGCUAGAGAGUGGCAAGAGUACAAGCUUUUGGAAGUUUGCAAAGAACUCAACGUCGAGUUUGCAGAGUUGUAA